AUGCCGGAAGAGGGAGGUGGCCGACACGGCGUGGAGUGGGUUAUUCUGGUGCGUCGACUCAACCACCGGAUGCAACUGGAACGGGUCCCCGAUGAUCAAGUACCAACAAGGAUCAUAGUUGGCGAAGACCGGGCACAGGUCCGCCUCGGACGCGCGCGCCGCCUCGUCGAUGACGAUGAGUUCCGGGCGGAAGAUGCCGGUGACGAAGAGCUGGCAUUGGAGCAGAAUCUUCUUGAUCCGGGGCUUGAUUGUAUUUUCAGGGGGUUCUUCGAGAUGGGUGCACCAGCAAACUAUAUUCAGUGGACCAAGAAGACAGGACAGUCAUCCAUGCUUCUCCGGCGAGACUUUUUGACGGCGAACUCUAAGCGCGAUGCCACAAUGCAGACCUGGUUCGGCGAUAACAGGAAUAUACAACGAGAGUGA
Aspergillus tubingensis is the source of this 423-nucleotide messenger RNA. RefSeq lists its product as uncharacterized. The coding region runs from base 1 to 423 and encodes 140 amino acids. The record is from RefSeq and is a predicted model, not a curated record. NCBI's taxonomy places the organism in Eukaryota, Fungi, Ascomycota, Eurotiomycetes, Eurotiales, Aspergillaceae. The transcript has 2 exons.